AUGUCCCUGGAAAUGGAAUACUAUAGUCAAAGCCCCCUCGAUACCUUCCCCCUGGAAAUGCAGCCAGAGAUCACCAAAGGAUUGCUCGGCCUCCCCACAAACCUCACUGAUGCUGCAGAGCUGGCAACCACCAAAGGAUUCAGACUGUUUGCUAAAGCCAUUGGGCAAAAUACUCCUGAUAAAAUGGCAAUAAUCUGGAUCAAAGCUGCUCUACAACACAUCCUAGCAGAAGCGGAAAUACUGCUUGAAGAAGCCAUAGCAAUUCGAGUAAUUGGGUUGAUCAAGCCCAACUCAAAUUGGUGCAUGAUCAACACAACGAAACGAGCCCUGGAAGCAGUAAAGAACAUCAGGGGAAUGUUUGACCACUGUGCGCAAGUCCUCAUUCUACUCCGGCAAUGGACAACACAGGUCCCGAGGGACCAGACCCUAUGUUUUCUAGGCCUGGUCACUGCAUACGACACCAAUGAACACACAACUCAAGACUCAGUUCAGAACUUCACAACACAAAUCAACAGGAUGCUCAAAGAGAACAAACAUGACGCAAAGGGUUUUAAUGAGCCUCCUCACGCCUCUCCUUUCAGGAUCAAGUUUGACAAUACAUUGUAUGAAGAUGAGGACGAAUAUGAAGAGGAAUAUGACUCUACAGCCAUCAAGAUUGAAGAAGCUGAAGAGCCUGACAUUCUAACACGCCUCAGGUCCUUCUCAAGACCUUAUGGUUCACCUCAUGAGCUUGACCCUCAAGCCAAAAGAGUAUAUCCCAGCUUAUCUAAAGAUACAUUUAUUCAGAGACUAAGUUCGCCUAAGGCUCUGCAGUUUGUAUCUGAUAACAUACAUGGCACCGUUUCCCGUGAAGAGUUCACUUUUGACUUGGAGAAACCCGCCAACAUCCUAUACCCAACAAGCAUGCCAACAGAAUACUACAUCAGCAAUGGCAAAAAGUGGUGA
Messenger RNA from Serendipita indica DSM 11827, 945 nucleotides. The record is from the annotation of a GenBank genome assembly. NCBI's taxonomy places the organism in Eukaryota, Fungi, Basidiomycota, Agaricomycetes, Sebacinales, Serendipitaceae.